AUGGCACCCAAGAAUCCAAUAUCUGAUCAGCAGCCUCCUCCGCCGGAACUGGAAGAAUCAUCUGAAUCAUCUUCUGAAGAAGAGGAGUCAGUGUCUAAUAAACAUAUUCCUCCGCCAGAGCCAGAAACGAUGAAAGAAUCAUCGGAACAAGAGGAGGAAGAGAGUUCUGAAGAAGAAGGAGAAGAAGAAGGAAUCAAAGUUGUUACUCCUCCAAAGCCCACUUCGAAAGACUCUAAAUCCAUCUCAAAGCACCCCUUUGAAGCUGAGAAAGAUGAUGAAAGCGAUUUGAGAGGUAAGAAAAAGGCUAAAGUUAAUGCUGAAGAGUUCAGGAAAGAUUCGAGUAGUGGAGGUGCUGGGAGGGUGUGGGGUGAGGAGGAUGUAAUCGAUCUUCUUCAAAGCAUGAUUGAUUUUAAGGAUGAAAAAGGGGUUGAUCCUUCUUCUAAUAUGCCUGCUUUUUAUGACUUUGCUAGGGGAAAGUUGCAAUUUGAAUUUUCGAAUACUCAGAUUUAUGAGAAGAUUAGGAGGUUGAGGAUUAAAUUUUUCAAUAAUAUGGAAAAAUAUGAGAAAGGAGGGGAGGACCUUGUUUUCCACAAGCGUCAUGAGGCAGAAACUUUUGAUCUCUCUAAAAAGAUUUGGGGUAAGGGAGGUGAUGGGAUGAUUAAUAAGGGAGUUGAUAAAAAUGUAGAUGGUAAGAGCAACAAUGGCUAUAAUGGCAAAGCAAAAAAAGGUGGUAAAACUGUCCGUUCUGUGGAUAAGAAUGCAGUCAAAGAGUUGGGGAAAGAUGAUCAUGAAGGUGAUUUUGAGUCGAAGUAUCCAUUCUUGAGCCAUUCGAUUGAUAUGGACGUUGGGGGGGGUUUCUUGAGAGAGAAUAUCAGUUUGAUUGGGGACGCCAAGGCAAAGGAUUUGGAGGGCAAGUGGAAGAAAUUCCGCGAAGCUGAAGUAGAGGUUUUAUUGAUGAAGAUGGAUUUGAUGAAGGAGCACACUAAAUUGGUUUUGGAAGGUAUGAAGGAAAGUAAUUAG
Coffea arabica (coffee) is the source of this 1020-nucleotide messenger RNA. NCBI's taxonomy places the organism in Eukaryota, Viridiplantae, Streptophyta, Magnoliopsida, Gentianales, Rubiaceae. The record is from RefSeq and is a predicted model, not a curated record.